This is a messenger RNA of Vicia villosa (hairy vetch), 531 nucleotides long. RefSeq names its product large ribosomal subunit protein eL18-like. Gene Ontology annotation, cellular component: ribosome; cytosolic large ribosomal subunit. NCBI's taxonomy places the organism in Eukaryota, Viridiplantae, Streptophyta, Magnoliopsida, Fabales, Fabaceae. The transcript is spliced from 5 exons. Gene Ontology annotation, biological process: translation. Gene Ontology annotation, molecular function: structural constituent of ribosome; RNA binding. The coding region runs from base 64 to 510 and encodes 148 amino acids. The record is from RefSeq and is a predicted model, not a curated record.
AUACCAAGACUCCCAGACGAAGUAGCUCAUAGGCUCAUAGCUCCUCCAGAAUCCUUUUCUGCAAUGGGUGCAAUAAAUCUCAAAGCCUACGGCAACAGUGAAUCUGAUGAUAUCUACCUGGAGCUCUUAAUCAAGCUAUAUGGCAUUCUAAGGAAGGUUGAUAGCAAGUUAAAUGAGGCUAUACUCGAGCAAUUGAUCAUUAGUAAAGACAACCAACUUUCAAGAAUUUCUUUGACACGGUUGAUCGAUGCCUUGAAGGACAAGGAGGGCAAAAUUGGUGUUGUUGUAGGUGUUGUAACUGAUCUUGAUUCUACCGUAUAUGAUGUCCCAGCCAUUAAAGUUGCAGCAAUAUCUUUCACAGACAUGGCGCGUGCCCGGAUUGAAAGUGCAGGUGGUGAAUGCAUUAUAUUUGAACAACUCCACUUUGGGGAUAUAUUUGGAUAUAACUCGGUGCUUGUAACGGAGUCAACAACAUCUUGGUGGCCGGACCUCUCCUCUGAGGAGGACUAGUAUAUAGGAGAAAGACAGUGU